CACCUCUCCGCGGCCGCAGAGGCGCGAUGGCCGACCGCAGCGCUGGCCCUGCCGAGGCGCCCGGCCCGCGGGGCUCUCCCCGACAAGCACCGCGGGUCCCUCGCGUGGUGGGUCCGGGCGGCAGCGAGACCCCGAGGACGGCGGCACUGGCGCUACGCUUCGACAAGCCCAUCAAGCAGGCCUUCUAUAACACGGGGGCCGUGCUGUUCGUGUGUCUGUGCUGCGGCGCCGCCGUGCUUGUCUAUUUCAUCCUAGAGGCCUUCCUGCGGCCGCUGUUGUGGGCCGUGCUGUGCGGCACCUUCCUGCACCCCUUCAAGAGCUCGCUGACGCGCCUGGGCCGCCACUGGUUGCAGCGGCUGCACCGCGCGCACACGCCCAUCGUGCUGGCCGCGCUGCUGCUGCCCCUCUGCUUCGCGGACUACGGCGUCGAGGCCCUGGGCGAGCAGGCUUUGCGCCGCCGCCGCCUGCUGCUCCUGCUGGGCGCCGGAGGCCCGCUGCUCUACGGCCUCUACUACCUCGGCAGCUACCUGGGCGUGCAGGUGCUGCUGGCGCACGCCGGCGAACUCAUCUGCGGUGGGCUGGACUACUUCAGCAGCCUGUGGAUCUGGACGUUGGUAGUUGGCUAUGUGUUGGCUGUUUCAUUCAAGUGGAAUGCAAGCACUGAACGCUACUUGAGAGCAGUUGCGAUUCCUGUCUGGAUUAUAUUGCUUUUUCAUUUAGCAUCCCUGGCUGGCUCCUGGAGAAUUCCAGUCUUCCUGGUUAUUGUUUUCCUGAUGUCUGUGGGCACCCUCUAUGAAAAGCAAAAUGAAAAAGAGUCUUCUGGGGCAGAGUUACCAGGGCAGGUUAUCUCCAUGGCAGCAUCUACUCUAGCAAACUUGGCCAUAUCGAUCACAGGGUAUGAAUCAAGCAGCGAAGACCAGCCCUCGACUCGGCCUGCAGAAACCAUGGACAGUGGUGAACCCCCUCCUGCAUUGUCCUCCUCGCCCUCUCCCUCCUCCCCUUCACCCACUCUGGGUAGACCAAGGCCUGAAAUGGGCACGUUUCUUAGAAAGAAGAAAACGAGCGACAUCUACUUUGUGUCUCUCGUGUGGGCCAUCAUCGUUGUCCAGAUCUGGCUCAACCUGUGGAUCGUGCAGCUGCUGCCAGUGCCAAUUGCCGUCUGGAUACUCAAAAAGCUUGUCAUUCACUUUGGAGUCGUGGACUUCCUGGAGCAGCGCUGCCGUGCCUGGUGGCAGGUUAUGGAGCACUUCCUGAAGGAGCGGCGGGAAGCCCUGGCGCCGUGGCCCAUCAUUGGGCUCGGAAAAUUCUUGUUAAAAGUUGACAGCAAGAUGAUCAUCUGGUUGGAAAAGAUGUUAGAUAAAAUCAUUAGCAUUUUCAUCAUAUUUUUGUUAGUGAUAGGAACCCUUCUGUUAGCCCUACUCCUGACUGCAAAGGUUCAUCAGGAGAGUGUACACAUGAUUGAAGUCACAAGUAAUUUGAUUAAUGAAACUCUAGCAAAUCAUCCUGAGUGGGCCAAUUGGCUUCCAGAGGCUCAGGUAGUUCAGAGAGCCCUGAAUUCUGCGGCUAACAAUGUGUAUCAGUACGGACGAGAAUGGAUAACUCACAAGCUUCAUAAAAUUCUAGGAGAUAAAGUGAACAAUACUGCUGUAAUUGAAAAGCAAGUACUAGAACUUUGGGAUAGACUGUACCAUUCUUGGUUUGUAAAGAAUGUGACCCAUUCUGGAAGGCACAAAGGACACAAGAUGCACGUGCAUCGUCAGAACAGCUGGCUGGGAGACAUUCUGGACUGGCAAGACAUUGCUUCCUUUGUUCACGAGAACAUUGAGACAUUUCUUUCGGUGUUAUCUUUUGGCUUCCUAAUAUGGAAGAUGAAGAUCCUGGAGUCUCUGUGGAUUGUGAUGAGCCGGAACGUAAGCCUGCUGUUUACCACCGUCACCACGCUCCUGACCAUCCUCUUCUAUAGCGGGACUGCCCUCCUCAACUUCGUGCUCUCCCUGAUAAUUUUCCUGACCACACUAUUUUAUCUGUUAAGUUCCAGUGAUGAGUACUACAAGCCCGUGAAGUGGGUGAUAAGCCUGACGCCACUCUCUCAGCCAGGUCCUUCUUCCAACAUUAUUGGCCAGUCUGUGGAAGAAGCCAUCAGAGGGGUGUUCGAUGCUUCCCUUAAAAUGGCUGCUUUCUACGGAUUGUACACCUGGCUGACACAUACCAUAUUCGGCAUCAAUAUCGUCUUCAUACCAUCAGCUUUGGCAGCAAUCCUUGGAGCAGUACCAUUUCUGGGAACAUACUGGGCAGCAAUACCUGCAGUUCUGGACCUGUGGCUGACACAGGGCUUAGGGUGCAAGGCCAUUCUACUGUUGGUUUUUCAUCUCUUACCCACAUACUUCGUCGAUACUGCAAUCUAUUCUGAUAUAUCAGGAGGUGGCCAUCCUUACCUCACGGGCUUGGCAGUGGCUGGUGGAGCCUACUACCUGGGCCUGGAAGGAGCAAUCAUUGGGCCCAUUCUUCUAUGCAUACUUGUGGUUGCUUCCAACAUCUACAGCGCCAUGCUCGUGAGUCCCACAAACUCGGUGCCCACACCUAGCCAGACGCCCUGGCCUGCUCAGCCUCAGCGGACUUUCCGUGACAUUUCUGAAGAUCUGAAAUCUUCUGUAGACUGACCGUUUCCACUGCCGUGACUUGGCUAGGAAGUUUACCCUCGACAGUGAGUUCAGAGCAGUUGUGCCCGGCUGUCCUUUCAGCUGCACCUAAGAAGUAGAACCUAGACAGGAGCAACCCCUGGAAAGAAGCAGAAGCCUCCUGAUCUUAUUAUACACAGGCUGCCUGGACAAGAGAGAACUUGCAGGGGGCUGCUUCGCGAGUUCAGAAAUGUUGUUUGUUCACUUGGCUGCUGCUAAGGUGGCUUGAAAUGUUUUAGUUUAUACACUGGUACCAUGGCUUGAAGUUUUUUUCACUUUGGUUAUCUAUAGUAUUAUAAUACGUAUUUAUAAAAUUAUUUUAAGAACUCUAAACUACCUGCUGUUGAAAAUGUGUACAAUAAUUUUCUUCUGCUUUAAGAGAUCUGUUCUUAAACUUUUCUGUGACAGUUGCUUUUCCACAAAGAAGGCCUAAACUUUUGCGUAUGUAGUUAGGUGGGCAGGAAAAAACAAGUCUUCCACCCUUUUCACAGAACGUAUGUCUCCUCUUUAAGAAAAAACAAAUGUAAGUACGAGGAUGGGGUGGCUCGUUUGAUGUUCAGUUGUAUGUUGCGGUCUGGGAGACACAAGACCGAGCUCCUCUCCCCUCCCUCUCCCUCCAUCCCUUAUUACAGUAUUGUCAGAAUUCUAAGACUUGGCUGACCACAUUGGAGUAAUAUACUUAUUAAGCUGCUAUGAAUGGUAACAGUCUGACAGAAUUUAUGCUAUCCUGCAGUUUCUUCUUUCUAAAUGUUUUAAGUGAAAAAUCUCAGGUGUAGCAAUACUCUGACUCGUUACAUGUAGCCAUGUUUCAUUAUUUGGAACUCUGCCUGCCCAGUUAGCACUUAGCAGCAGCAGGCUUUCAUAUUUACGUGCUGUUUUUCCUGUCCCUUAGCACAGUGCCUUGCACACGACUCUGGAUGAAUGCUUGUUGAAUUAACUUGUAACUUUUUAAAUGUCCCAGAUAGCACAGGACCAGCAUAGUGCUUUACAUCGUCCUUUUGCGUAUUAUUUCACAGCCACUUCCCAUCCGAUUUUGCAUAGCUGUUAUUUUACAGAUGCUUCACACCAAGUGGGAAGCUCAGGUUCAGAAAAGUAACCAACUUAAAGUUCUAAAGUUUAUUAAGAGUUGGCCUCAGGUCUUUCUGACGCCAUAGUCUGCCAACUCUGUAUGGCAGUAUUUCUUUAACAUCAUGUGGUUUUCUCAGUGCCAUGAGGUAGAAUAGGUGUUAUUACCCAUUUGUUAUGAAUGCCCACUUGUUCCACAGUUAAU
Molecule: messenger RNA, 3948 nt
Organism: Tupaia belangeri chinensis (Chinese tree shrew)
Lineage: Eukaryota; Metazoa; Chordata; Mammalia; Scandentia; Tupaiidae
Gene: TMEM245
Product: transmembrane protein 245
Exons: 18
Coding region: 27-2660 (877 amino acids)
Source: RefSeq, a predicted model, not a curated record